Molecule: messenger RNA, 2120 nt
Organism: Cydia pomonella (codling moth)
Lineage: Eukaryota; Metazoa; Arthropoda; Insecta; Lepidoptera; Tortricidae
Exons: 5
Coding region: 122-961 (279 amino acids)
Source: RefSeq, a predicted model, not a curated record
CGCUUUGACAUUUGUCAAAGAUGGUUCUAUUCGUAGUUCGUGCACUUCAGUAAAUUAUUUACGCGUGAUUCAUUAAUUCGAUUACAAACAUCCUUUAAUUACCCAAUUAAACUGUUUAAAAAUGGCGUUGAGCGCUAAAGCGGAAGAUUACUUCCGUACAAUGAAUCCACUGGCUUCAAAAAUGCACGAAGACAUUUGUGAGGCUAAAAACUCUUAUGAAAACAUCUGGGAUACGCUUACUGAGAAGGAAAAGACUGAAAUAAUAAACGAAUCAAUCAUAAAACCCGAAAUCUCUCUAAAAUAUGCUCUACUUGACACGCUAGAGUUUGAUUUAGACAACCCACCAGUCCGCAAAGAUGAUCUCAUGUCUUUCUUCGGUCGGGACCAUGGUCAGAGAAUCAUUCAGGAUGAGAACACUUCAUAUAGGGAUGAGCAUUCGGCUCCAUUCCUAUAUCAGACGAAGAGUCAGCUGAAUCUUUGUGUGCUGAGCGAACACAGGCCUCCAAAAGAGCCCCCCACUUCACCGCCCCCCGUGAUGUCAGAACUGGCGAUGUCCCACUCGAAAGUCGUCAGCGAACUGAAAAACGCCCUCAAAUCACACGACAUUCUGAAGUAUAAAGAGCCUCAAGAAAAGGACAGUUCGCCGGGAUUCAUUACCAAAUUUAUGGGUAACUUCAAAGCCAAAGACGAAGAACGCGAAUGCCUAGUGGGUGGCACAGCGGCACAAAUAGUGGCGUCUAGCGAGAAUUUCUUCCGGACCAACUUCAAGAGUCCCCACUCAGAGACCAAGUUCGAGAAGGACUAUAGGAGUAGCAUUGCGAAGAGUAGCAGCGAUCUCUCCGAAGAAAACCGCGGCCUCCUUUCCUCAAGCCAAGCGUCGUCUGGAACGGACUUCCAGUCCACGGAAACGUUGACCGAUUCCGUGCCAAAGACGGGUUACGAUUUCCUGGACAACUGGUAAUACAUGCCCGAUCUGACAUGGUUAUAAGUCAAUGGGUCAAAGUUUGUUGCGUUGCGAUUGUCUAAUUUUUCUUACUCAAGUAUAGUACAGUUUUUUGAAAAGAUUUUUACGCUAAGACACUAAUCUGUUAAGCAAAAGCCAUUGUUUCUUUUGUGCGAGCGGUCGGCUCCCGUGUUAGGGAUUUGUAAAAGCAACAAUGUCGUUUAAAAGAUAAAGAUAAGAUAAAGAAAAAGAUAAAAAAUGUUUAUUGCCGCAACUACCAAAGAUACAAAAUAAAAAUAACAUAGAACGUGAGGUAAAACAAAAUACACUUAAUUGCACAAAAUAAAUUAUCCAAAAAUCACAAAAAAUUUACUACAGUUCUUACCUUUUUACCUAUGUGGUUUAUUGGUAUAGGCAAUGGGUACCUGUCUCAGCUUUAUUGCUAGAUAUAUACACAGCGCUGAUUUUCAGACGGGUCCCUUUUUUUGACAGGUCGGUUAAAAAGCAACUGUAUAGUGAUAGUAUUAAGGUUCAAAUUUAUGUAACAUGUUUUGGUAAUGUAGGUGAGCGCUUAUAUUAUUACAUAGAUUUGAACUUAAAGACACGAUACAGUUGAUUUUUAAAGGACAUUGUUGCUUUAUUUUUAUUUUUUUUAUUUUAUUGAUAAAAAUGUUUACAUGACAUUACAGUUGAACCAAUGCGUCACGAAACUUAAACUAACUAAUAAUUAUAAGUAUUAACAAUUAUAAAACAAUAAUGGCCCAUUAACAAAUUAAAUUGGGACAGUAGAGCACCUAGCAUCCAUCGCCUCACAGAAUCUCAAGCAUUCACUAUACACUACUUUGCUAUAUGGUUAAUACGGGAGCUGACCGCUCACAUUAAAGAAACUUUGGCUUCCGUUUAACAUAUUAAGGCUAAAUAUCAUUUGAGAAAUAUUAUACUUUACUAGUGACAAUUUAAUUACUGACAGCCAAAGAUACAUUGAUUGUGUAAGAUGUGUAAAAGUGUGUCGAAUUUGUGUCAAGAACUAAAUAGCGCUGUAGAACUCACAUUAUAAUUGUUUGUCAAAAUAUGACGUUUUACAAUAAUUAAAUGACCUGGUACAGCACUAUCUGGUUCGGCUGUCAAACUUGGACACGUUGAUCAUGGGAGUCGCCAGGGGGGGGGGGGGGGGGGG